CAAUUAUCCAUUAUCCAUUUAAAACCAAUCAUCCUCACAUUUCCAAAUGAAAAGUGAAUAUCACAUUGGAUGCAUUGAAUUGUUGUUUCCCUACCACCACCCCUUUUAACUUCUCUUCACUUUGACAUCACAACUUAAAACUAUUUUUUUGGGAUGUUGAGAUGAGAUCAUGAGACAAGCGUUCAGAGGACGUGUUGAGAGUUUCUGAUAUCUUCCACGACAGCUAAGACCAUGAAUCUGAAGAGAAAGAACUGAAGAAGAGGGAGGAAAGUGAGAGUUGGUUACUCCCUUAGUUUUCAAAUUUAGAAUGGAUGAUGAAGAUGUCAUAUUACACAUCCAAUGGGUUCAAUAAAUUCUUGGGUACCUACACAGACUGUUUCGUAGAAUUUUCCUAAAAGAUAUUUUGAAAGGUAGAUCGAUGGAAAGGAGACUUUGACUUACCAGUCGCCGGGCCGCCUCAGAUCCGCUACUGCCUGUUUUGGAUGGCUAUAAUAUUAUUGAUGGGCUGCGUAAACGCUGCUUAUGAGUUAUGGGUAGCAUGAAAUUUUCAACGAGAAGGUGUUCUGCUAAUUAUCUUGUUUUCUUGCUUAUUUCUUCAGGUUUUCACUGGCAAUUUGCUGAUGCAUUUACAGAUACAAUCUUACAAGGUCAGUCAAUCACAACCUCUCAGACCAUCAUAUCUGCUGCUGGUAACUUUGAAUUAGGAUUCUUCUCGCCUGGAAACUCCACAAAUUAUUAUGUGGGGAUAUGGUACAAGAAAGUCUCAAACCAAACCAUUGUCUGGGUGGCUAACCGAGAGUAUGCGUUCAAAAAUCGGUCUGUGGUUCUUACUGUCAGGACAGAUGGUAACCUCGAGGUUUGGGAGGGGAAAAUUUCAUACAGGGUGACAAGCAUAUCAUCAAAUAGCAAAACUAGUGCCACCCUGUUGGAUUCUGGAAAUCUUGUUUUGAGAAAUGACAACUCGAGUAUCUUAUGGCAAAGCUUUGACUAUCCAUCGGACACUUUCUUGCCGGGGAUGAAACUUGGAUACGACAAAAGGGCUGGAAAAACAUGGUCAUUAGUGUCAUGGAAGAGCUCAGAAGAUCCCAGUCCAGGAGUUUUCUCCCUGAAGUACGACCCUAAGGGAACCGGCCAGAUUUUUAUCUUGCAAGGGUCCACAAUGUACUGGGCUAGUGGCACCUGGGACAGGGAUGGGCAGGUUUUCAGCUUGAUUCGUGAGAUGCGCUUAAACUAUAUGUUUAAUUUCAGUUAUUCGUUUAGUAAGGAGGAGAGCUAUAUCAAUUACUCUAUUUAUGAUUCUUCAACUAUAAGCAGAUUGGUGCUGGAUGUGUCAGGGCAGAUUAAGCAAAUGGCAUGGCUUGAAGCCUCUCAUCAAUGGCAUAUGUUUUGGUUUCAACCAAAAACGCAAUGUGAGGUUUAUGCUUACUGUGGGCCUUUUGGAAUCUGCAAUGAUAGUGCAGUUGAUGGAUUUUGUGCAUGUUUGCCAGGUUUUGAACCUGCCUCCCCUAAUAACUGGAACUCGGGUGACAAAUCUGGAGGGUGUGUGAGGAAAGCAGAUUUGCAGUGUGGCAAUAGUACUCAUGCUAAUGGGGAGAGAGACCAGUUUCAUCGGGUGUCUAAUGUGAGACUGCCAGAGUAUCCACUAACACUCCCAACGAGUGGUGCCAUGCAGUGCGAGUCAGAUUGCCUAAAUAACUGCUCUUGCUCUGCUUAUUCUUACAACGUGAAGGAGUGUACAGUAUGGGGUGGAGAUCUUCUAAACUUGCAACAGCUAUCAGAUGACGACAGUAAUGGUCGAGAUUUCUAUCUCAAACUUGCGGCCUCUGAGCUAAAUGGGAAAGGCAAUAAAAUUUCUAGCAGCAAGUGGAAGGUGUGGCUAAUUGUUACACUGGCCAUUUCCCUAACUUCGGCCUUUGUCAUUUGGGGGAUAUGGAGAAAGAUCCGAAGAAAAGGGGAAAAUUUGUUACUAUUUGAUUUCAGUAACAGCUCAGAAGAUACCAACUAUGAACUUAGUGAGGCAAAUAAACUUUGGAGAGGCGAGAAGAAGGAAGUUGAUUUGCCAAUGUUCAGUUUUGCGAGUGUAUCUAUUGCUACUAAUAACUCUAUUGAAAAUAAACUAGGAGAGGGUGGUUUUGGACCAGUUUACAAGGGAAAGUCACAAAAAGGAUAUGAGGUAGCUGUGAAAAGGCUUUCAAAAAGAUCUGGACAGGGAUGGGAGGAGUUAAAGAAUGAAGCCAUGCUUAUAGCCAAGCUGCAACAUAAGAAUCUUGUGAAGCUGUUCGGCUGCUGCAUUGAGCAAGAUGAGAAGAUAUUGAUUUAUGAGUAUAUGCCCAACAAAAGCUUGGAUUUCUUCCUAUUUGAUUCUGCAAAUCAUGGGAUUUUGAAUUGGGAGACACGGGUUCACAUCAUUGAAGGGGUUGCUCAGGGUCUUCUUUAUCUACAUCAGUACUCUAGAUUGAGGAUUAUUCAUCGAGAUUUGAAGGCUAGCAACAUUCUUCUAGAUAAGGACCUGAAUCCUAAAAUAUCAGACUUUGGAAUGGCAAGAAUAUUUGGGAGCAACGAAUCAAAAGCAACAAAUCAUAUAGUUGGGACUUAUGGCUACAUGUCCCCUGAGUAUGCUUUGGAAGGCCUCUUUUCGACUAAAUCUGAUGUCUUUAGCUUCGGGGUUUUAUUACUAGAGAUUUUGAGUGGCAAGAAGAAUACUGGAUUUUACCAAAGCGACUCCCUCAAUCUUCUCGGAUAUGCAUGGGAUCUGUGGAAAGACAGCAGGGGGCAGGAAUUGAUGGAUCCAGUGUUGGAAGAGGCAUUGCCAAGACACAUUCUGUUGAAGUACAUCAAUAUAGGCCUUCUUUGUGUUCAAGAAAGUGCAGAUGACAGGCCUACGAUGUCUGAUGUUGUCUCAAUGCUUGGCAAUGAAAGUUUACAUUUACCUUCUCCAAAACAACCGGCAUUUUCAAAUCUGAGAAGUGGGGUGGAACCACAUAUAUUUCAAAACAGGCCUGAAAUGUGUUCCUUAAAUAGUGUGACACUUUCAAUUAUGGAAGCACGAUAUGGAAUGAUUCUCUCUCAUCUGUGGACGCAGACAUGGUUGGCCAGAUGUGAUGAGGGAGCAGCAACACCACUCUUCAUCUCUGAACUAGACUGUGAUGUAGACUUUGGGAUGGAUCUUGACCCCAACUCAACCUCCACCUUUAUGGGUAACAUGAAAAUUUCAACCAGAAGGUGGUCUGCUAAUCUUGUUUUCUUGCUUAUUUCUUCAGGUUUUCACUGGCAAUUUGUUGAUGCAUUUACAGAUGCAAUCUUACAAGGUCAAUCACUCACAACCUCUCAGACCAUCGUAUCCGCUGGUGGUAACUUUGAAUUAGGUUUCUUUUCUCCUGGAAAGUCCACAAAAUACUAUGUGGGGAUAUGGUACAAGAAAAUCUCAGAGCAAACCAUUGUGUGGGUAGCUAACCGAGACUAUUCAUUCACAAAUCCAUCCGUGGUUCUUACUGUCAGCACAGAUGGCAACCUCGAGAUUUUGGAGGGGAAGAUUUCGUACAAGGUGACAAGCAUAUCAUCAAACAGCAACACUAGUGCCACCCUGUUGGAUUCUGGAAAUCUUGUUUUGAGAAAUAAGAAGUCAGAUGUCUUAUGGGAGAGCUUUGACUAUCCAUCGCACACUUACCUGCCGGGGAUGAAGCUUGGGUACGACAAAAGGGCUGGAAAAACAUGGUCAUUGGUGUCAUGGAAGAGCGCAGAAGAUCCCAGUCCAGGAGAUUUCUCCCUGCAGGUCGACCCUAAUGGAACUAGCCAGAUUUUUAGCCUGCAAGGACCCAACAGGUAUUGGACUACUGGGGUGUGGGAUGGGCAGAUUUUCACCCAGGUUCCUGAGAUGCGUUUGCCCGACAUGUAUAAGUGCAAUAUAUCCUUUAAUGAGAAUGAAAUCUAUUUGACUUACUCUCUUCAUAAUCCCUCCAUUCUGAGCAGACUGGUGCUAGAUGUGUCAGGCCAGAUUAGGUCUCUGAAUUGGCAUGAAGGCACACGUGAAUGGGAUUUAUUUUGGCUUCAACCAAAAACACAGUGUGAGGUUUAUGCUUACUGUGGGCCUUUCGGAACCUGCACUCGGGAUUCUGUUGAAUUUUGUGAAUGCUUGCCAGGUUUUGAACCUCGCUUCCCUGAAGACUGGAAUCUGCAAGACAGAUCUGGAGGGUGUGUGAGGAAAGCAGAUUUGCAGUGUGUCAAUGAAAGCCAUGCUAAUGGGGAGCGAGACCAGUUUCUUUUGGUGUCUAACGUGAGACUGCCCAAGUAUCCAGUAACACUGCAAGCAAGGAGUGCUAUGGAGUGCGAAUCAAUUUGCCUGAAUCGCUGCUCUUGCUCUGCUUAUGCUUAUAAGAGAGAGUGUAGAAUAUGGGCUGGAGAUCUUGUAAACGUGGAGCAGCUACCAGAUGGUGACAGUAAUGGUAGAAGUUUCUAUAUCAAACUUGCUGCCUCUGAGCUAAAUAAGAGAGUUUCAAGCAGCAAGUGGAAGGUAUGGCUAAUUAUUACACUGGCCAUAUCUUUAACUUCAGCCUUUGUCAUUUAUGGGAUAUGGGGAAGGUUCCGAAGAAAAGGGGAAGAUUUGUUAGUAUUUGAUUUCGGUAACAGCUCAGAAGAUACCAGCUAUGAGCUUGACGAGACAAAUAGACUUUGGAGGGGCGAGAAAAGGGAAGUUGAUUUGCCCAUGUUCAGUUUUGCGAGUGUAUCUGCUUCUACAAAUAACUUCUCUAUUGAAAAUAAACUAGGAGAGGGCGGUUUUGGAUCUGUUUACAAGGGAAAGUCACAAAGAAGAUAUGAAGUAGCUGUGAAAAGGCUCUCUAAAAGAUCUAAACAGGGAUGGGAGGAGUUAAAAAAUGAAGCCAUGCUUAUAGCCAAGCUGCAACACAAGAAUCUUGUGAAAGUUUUGGGAUAUUGCAUCGAGAGGGAUGAGAAGAUAUUGAUUUACGAGUAUAUGUCCAACAAAAGCUUGGAUUUCUUCCUCUUUGAUCCUACAAAACAUGGGAUUCUAAAUUGGAAGACACGAGUUCACAUCAUUGAAGGGGUUGCUCAGGGACUUCUUUAUCUGCAUCAGUACUCCAGAUUGAGGAUUAUUCAUCGAGAUUUAAAGGCUAGCAACAUUCUUCUGGAUAAGGAUAUGAAUCCUAAAAUAUCAGAUUUUGGAAUGGCAAGAAUAUUUGGAGGCAACGAAUCAAAAGUAACAAAUCAUAUAGUUGGGACUUAUGGCUAUAUGUCCCCUGAGUAUGCUUUGGAAGGUCUAUUCUCCACUAAAUCUGAUGUCUUUAGCUUUGGGGUCUUGUUAUUGGAGAUUUUGAGUGGCAAGAAGAAUACUGGAUUUUACCAAACCGACUCGCUCAAUCUUCUUGGAUAUGCAUGGGAUCUGUGGAAAGAUAGUAGGGGGCUGGAGUUGAUGGAUCCAGGGUUGGAAGAGACAUUGCCAACACACAUUCUGUUGAGGUACAUCAAUGUAGGCCUUCUUUGUGUUCAAGAAAGUGCAGAUGAUAGGCCUACCAUGUCUGAUGUUGUCUCAAUGCUUGGCAAUGAAAGUGUACGUUUACCUUCUCCAAAACAACCGGCAUUUUCAAAUCUGAGAAGUGGGGUGGAACCACAUAUAUCCCAAAACAGGCCUGAAGUUUGUUCCUUAAAUGGUGUGACACUUUCAGUUAUGGAAGCACGAUAAUGGUUCAGAACUUAAUAAAUAAUAUGCUUAAAUUUUAGCAUAUUGUCUUGUAUUGUUCUUGGUGAAUUCAUAGCUCAAAUACUAAAAUGGACAAGUGACCUUAUGUGUGAAUUUUUCUUCCAAAACAGUUUAAUAAUCAUCUUGUACUCAAUCCCUAUGGAUUCA
Molecule: messenger RNA, 5860 nt
Organism: Vitis vinifera (wine grape)
Lineage: Eukaryota; Viridiplantae; Streptophyta; Magnoliopsida; Vitales; Vitaceae
Biological process (GO): protein phosphorylation; recognition of pollen
Molecular function (GO): protein serine/threonine kinase activity; ATP binding
Source: RefSeq, a predicted model, not a curated record